CAAUAGAAUGCCAUUUUAUAAUUUUUAUGUUCUGGAAAAAUUCAAGGAUUUGUCUAGCAAUAAUAUUGGAGAGAACUCAGUGUCUGAUACUACAUUUUACUUUGUCGUUGGAAAAAGACAACCUUCAUAUUUCUGAUGUAUAAUGUGGUGGUAUUCCUUAUUCACAAGUACCUUUCCUCUAAAAUUUAUAAAUCCCUGUUGUGAAUGAUAUAAAAGUUUUUGGGAUUUCACUAGAAAUGUGUUAGUAGUGUGAGUACUCUCGGUUCUUGGUAGUCCUAUUCUAACUACUUUUUAUUUAUUAUUUUGCAAUUGAGAUGAUAAUGGUAGUGCAAACCCUGAAAUUAUGUAAAAUUCUCUUAUUUUAGGCACUUGUAGGAGGAUCCAUGGUAGGUUAUAGUCCCAAGGGAAUGCAACUGCUCAAGACUCAUUGGUGUGGUUGGGUUUUGAUUCUUUAUUCCUUCUGAUGUUUUGAUCAUUAUGCUUAUUGAUAUAGCAAGCACUGACACACACAGUUGCACAAUCACAAUAUAGAGAAAAGAAAAAAAAAAGGAUAUAUUUAUGUGCUUCGGCUGUAAAAUCUACGUCCACCAUCCAAAUAUGAGAGAAAAUACACUAUAUUAGAAAAAGAGAGAGAUAGAAUCACACAGAAUUCUCCAAACCUUAGCUCUAGUAGAUUUUCUAAAACUUAUGUCAAAGAAUGAGGAGACAUCCAAAAAGGGGAUAGAAUUUGCUCUUGCUGCUCUGAUGAAUAUUCCCUCUCAGUAUAGCAAAACAAAAUAUCUAAAUUUGGGUUGUCAAAUAGGAAGCGUUCCUGAGAGGAUUCCCCUUCCUCCACCUGAAAUUGGAGAAUCAUCUUUCAAUAACUCACAUGUACCACCUUGUGAAGGAGACAGCCAGCCUGUUGAUUCAGCUCUGCUUGCUGUGAGCCAAAUUAAUGAAGAAAUGGUGACCGAGGCUCUUGCUCGUGCUGGCCUUGAGUCUUCCAAUCUCAUUGUUGGCAUCGAUUUCACAAAGAGCAAUGAGUGGACAGGAUCAAGAUCAUUUAACAGACGAAGCUUGCAUCACAUUGGAGAUGGUGUAAAUCCCUAUGAACAAGCAAUAUCCAUUAUUGGGAAAACUUUAGCUGCCUUUGAUGAGGAUAAUUUGAUUCCCUGUUUUGGAUUUGGGGAUGCAUCUACGCAUGAUCAAGAUGUUUUCUGCUUCUAUCCGGAUGAGAGAUUUUGUAAUGGAUUUGAAGAAGUUCUGAGUCGCUACAGGGAAAUUGUGCCCAAUCUCCGACUUGCAGGACCAACCUCUUUUGCACCUAUCAUUGAAAUGGCAUCAACCAUUGUUGAGCAGAGUGGUGGCCAGUACCAUGUGUUAUUGAUAAUUGCAGAUGGGCAGGUUACUAGAAGUGUUGAUACGGAGCGUGGACAGCUAAGUCCACAAGAGCAGAAGACUGUUGAUGCCAUUGUAGAGGCAAGUAAGCUUCCCUUAUCGAUUGUAUUAGUUGGGGUUGGAGAUGGACCUUGGGACACGAUGAGGGAAUUUGAUGAUAACAUCCCUGCUCGAGAGUUCGAUAAUUUCCAAUUUGUAAAUUUUACAGAAAUUAUGUCAAAGCAUGUGGACUCAUCCCAAAAGGAGACAGAAUUUGCUCUGGCAGCUCUAAUGGAAAUUCCUUCUCAAUAUAAGGCCACGAUAGAGCUUAAUAUAUUGGGUCGUUGCAAGGGGAAUGUUCCUGAGAGGAUUUCCCUCCCUCCACCUUUAUAUGGUGCAACAUCUUUCAGCACCUCUAAACCUUCCCAAUCGAACAGUUUUAAGCCAAGUUUUCCUUCUAAUCCAGUUGACACCCAACCAGCCAGCUCAGCUCCACCUGCUCCAGCUUCAACUUAUGAUAAUCAGGUUUGUCCCAUUUGCCUCACUAAUGCGAAGGACAUGGCCUUUGGUUGUGGUCAUCAGACGUGCUGUGAAUGUGGAGAAAGCCUUCAGUUAUGUCCGAUCUGUCGAAGCACAAUUCAAAUGAGAAUAAAGCUCUACUAAAGCAGUGAUGUAACCAUUGUUUAUAUAUAUAUAUAUAUAUUUCAUCAUUCAUUGUGAUUCAUUAUUAAAUAUUGAAAAUAUCGGUUCUGCUGGUAUUAGCUUCAGAUGUAUGAUGUGGAUUCAAGGGAAUGAAAUCAAUGCCCUAUGUACAUCACUCCUACUGGAUUGAUUCUUUCUUAUUACUCUUCCAUGGAUGCUGGUCAGAAUGUUCCCCCUUGAUUAAGACUCGAGAACCAUACAAGAAGCAGAUGAAUGCCUUAAAGGCAUUUGGUUAAAACCAAUCCAUGUCAAGCCGCUGGAAACAUAAAUAUUAUCUAUGGAUGUAUGAUUAGGUCUGGUCAUUUAUUCUUACUAAUCAAAGAGUAGAUCCAGAUGGUGGGAUCUAUCAGUUAAAGUUGGUAGUUAGGUACCUUAGAUUCUCGACUGUUUGAUCUCAAUUGUGGAAUUUCUCAAGAGAAGCAUUUUUAUUA
Messenger RNA from Hevea brasiliensis (rubber tree), 2489 nucleotides. RefSeq names its product E3 ubiquitin-protein ligase RGLG2. Bases 688 to 2019 code for a protein of 443 amino acids. Lineage: Eukaryota; Viridiplantae; Streptophyta; Magnoliopsida; Malpighiales; Euphorbiaceae. The transcript is spliced from 12 exons. The record is from RefSeq and is a predicted model, not a curated record.